GACUAGGGGCUUUGAGCUUUUAGACAACGGUUGUAGGCAAAGUGGUUGGAUUGACAUCUAACGUUCUCGGGUCUUCGGGGGGUCAUUACACAGACGGUGCAGUGCCGUACUGUGGCUGGCUGGCUCCUGCAGCCGAGCCCGCAACAUCCCGUCUUAGGGUGCACAGGUGACAUGUUAAGUUGGCGAACAGCGCAUAAUAGGUUCAGAUACUGAUUUUCUACACGCAACGCGAUAGACUGCAACAAACCUAUCAUCCAUCUACACGGACGCGCGGACCACUGUCGCUAAGCUUUCAACGCUCGGCUAGGAGGCGCUAUAAGGCAGCUGUGCAAUCUAACAUGGCAGGAAAUUUGAGAACGCCGCUGGUGCCAAAGGAGGGCUAUGAGGGCGCUUCGGCUCCUCAAGAUCCUGGCUACCCGCAGUACGCUGGACCUUCAGGUAGCAGCUCCGCCCAACCUGUCACCGGCUACCCAGUAAUUGGGCCGUCCUACGGACCCUCAUCGGCGUACCCCACCAUUCCACCGGUGGGGCCCGGCUUUCAACCAUAUCCUCCCGCGGGCGCCUCCGGGGCCCACACGGGGCCAGUUGACGCCCCGCCUAUCAUCAUAUGCCGCCACGACCACCACCACUGCCAUCCGGAGCGAGCAGCAUGCGGAGGCUGCCACCGACUAGUGGUCCCGGAGCCUCAGAAGGAAUCGGGGCUAUGUUCCUUCAUCUCUGCAGUCGGGCUUUGCGCUUCGGGAUGCUGGCCGUGCGCUUGCCUUCCGUUUUGCUGCAACACGACCAAAGACACGGUGUACCGUUGCCCAAACUGCAGCAUGGAGAUUUACCGGCGACGGGCUCCGUUUGAGUAGGAGGAUAGGAGGAUAG
Messenger RNA from Astrephomene gubernaculifera, 870 nucleotides. Lineage: Eukaryota; Viridiplantae; Chlorophyta; Chlorophyceae; Chlamydomonadales; Astrephomenaceae. The record is from the annotation of a GenBank genome assembly.